AUGUCGACGUCUGCAUAUCUCACAAAUGCCAGACCCCGGGGUAGGCCUGGGAGCUUCAGCGAUACUUCUGAGAAGCAGACUCGCAGUCGAGCCUCGAGUUCGGCGUCUGCAAAGCUUUCCAAGACGCUGUCAAGGACUCUUGAUGAGGUCUCUAUUCCAAGGAAUAGCCGUUCGAAUUCCCCGGCUAUCUAUUUCCACCGGCAAAGGACGCACGACUCAAAGUGGUCGGAUCCUGUGGUGGUUACAUCUAGACAUCCUGCCCUCUCCUUGCGAUCCGACAAGAGUAUCUCGUCAAGAAUGGAGGAUGACACAAUUCAUUCCCCGAGUUCGCCAACCAAGGUGAAACCACAUAUCAUCAAUGGGUCCCAUGACCGACCGGAUACAUCUAUAUCAGAUGCGCGUCCUCUCUCACCUACGAAAUCCUCGAUGACCGCUGUUCCCGAGGCUGUCGAGAUUAUGGGAUCCCCUACAAGAGAUGUGGAGCUUCUGCAAACCUCACAAGGUCUUCGGCAGAAGAGCUUGUCGUCGAGAUCGCUUGCAUCGAUGCAGCCAGCUGUUUCCGAAGAGCCUCAGGACAUCGUGCCUACCCAAAUCACAUCGCCAUUCCCCCCGGUGCCCAUAUUAGCUCCCUGUUCUACUGAUGUUGUAGAGCCAUUGGCGAAGGGUUCCAAGUCGCCACUACGGGGAGAAACGAUCCUCGGGUCUCCAAAAAGGUCCAAAUCAUCUUUGCACGAACCCAUAGCUGCACCAAUGGGCACAAGCCCAGCGCCAUAUCCUCAUGACCCACUGGUUGCGCCAACUCCACAAGGCCCGGUAGUCUUUAUACAACCUACAUUUGGCCAACAUCUUGCGGAUUCCACGGAGGGAGACAUGCCUUUCAUGUCGAGCCCUCCGUUACCUACUGACGGGACCUAUCUUCAUGGGUACCCACCUCACGGCCGCUCGCCCUUAGCUUCGCCUCCAUUGUCACCCUUUCUCCAGCAACCUGCUGGUAGUCCGCCACCACAGGGUGUGCCAUUCCCACCACCCUUCCCAUAUCACUAUCCCCAUCCGUUCGUAGCUAACCCUAAUCUCCAACUCGCGUUCUACCCACCACCCUUCCCUGCCCCUCCUGGGCCUUUUCCCUAUCCAGAUGCUGUGUCUCGAUCCGGCUCUGCAGCACCUGAUGAUGAGCGCACGAAACUGCUUGAGAAAGUCUCAAGCGUCCUUCCUGACAUCAAUCGCUUACUGCACUACUACCAGGAAAGUCAAGGGCUUCUAUCCGAGAAGGAUCAUCUCGUCAAGCAAGCUGAAUCGCAGCACAAUGAGGAGAUUGCGAAGCUAAGAAUUGAACUGAGCGCGUCCAAAGAAGAAUACGAGCGCAUCAUAGGAGAGCAAGCUCGUGAAAACCUGAAGCUGAAAAACGAAAUUACGGAACAAGGGGAAAAGAUUUUACAUCUUGAGGCAUCUUCACGGGAGCUUGCGAGGGCGAAUGAGGAGAUAGCUAACAAUCUGACGCUGAAAUGCAGGACCUUUGAGAAUGAGGUCGAGAACAGUCGGACUAUAAAUGAGCAGCUGACUGCAACCAAGGUUGACCUUGAGGACCAGAUCGAAGCUGUCAAGAAGCAGCUUGAUGACGAACGGAUGCAGCAUAAGCGCUCACAGACUGACUUGAUUCAAGCCCAUGAAAAGCAAAUGGCGGACAAAGAGGACAUUCAUGUCAGAUUACUAAAUGAACACAAGGCCGGUCUUUCAAAACUUCAACUUGAUCUGGCAGGUCUGAUAACAAAGCAUACACAGCAGAGAAGAGAUCUGGAGUCCGCGCGCGCAGUCAUUUCCGAGCACGAACAAUCCUUGGCCACCAAACACAAGGAGCUGGCCGAGUCUACGCAAUUGCACAAAAAUCACAUGGAGGCGCAGCGGAAGGCCAUGGAGGAGACCGCAGAGCAGCACAAGCAAGAGUGUGCGGAUUUGUCACAGAAAUUGGCUCAAGCUAUGGAAAAGCACAAAGAUGAAAUCACUGCACUGCGGGAAGGGCAUCAGAAAGAGAUUGGACAACUGCGCAAAGCAGCCGAAGGACGAUUGUCAGAACUGAUCACAAACCACAAGCAACGUGAAUCGCAACUCCAGGAUGAACUGAAUGCCCUCCAGUCUAUGGUCGAAGACCUUCAGGAUGACCUUGAAGAGCAGCGUAACGUCAAUAACAGCCUGAAGACUGAAUUGGCGACUGCGCAGAAAGCUCACCAGGCACUUCAGACCACGACUGAAAUGACCAAUCAGCACCAUACAGAAUUGGCGGAAUCUAUACUUUGUUUGAGAGAAAAGCAAGCUCAAUGGCAACGAGAAAGUGAGCGAAUGGAGCGCAUUUUGCGAAGCUUGGGCCACACAAGUGCGAAUAAAGGAAAGGGUGACAACUUCUUUGUAAGUGCAUUCCAGUCGCUGGCAAUAUCAGUGGAAAAUGUUGCGGAGCAGUUCUUCCGGGACCAGCCAUGUUUGAAUCAAUUCCUGUUGCGAGCAGCUCGACUAAGCGGUCUCCCUGAUAUGACAGGCACGACGACGGUAGCUCGGACGCUUCGUUCCCUUUUCAUUCAGAAUCAGAUAUUCACUGUCCUACAUCAGAGGAUCUUUCGGCCGUUUUUGUUCACAUCAUCGCAUGACGAGUGCGAUGAGUCUGGUAUGGAGACGUGCUUGUCUAGGGUGUCGAAAAUGAUCUGUGCGAAGAGCAUCCAUCGAGAAGCAAUAUGGAGAGCAAUCACGAUGCGGGCUCUCUACACCAGUUCCUAUGGCCGUAAAGCCGCGAGCACGGUCGCAACCUCUGUCAGCAAGGAGAUUGUCGACAAAUUACAAUCUAUGACAUUAGCCGAGUACAUUCCUGGGUUGAUAAAAGCGGUCCGCUCGAUUACCAAGGCAGCAGUCCAGCUGUGGCGUCAAGUACGGGUCGAAUGGGUGGCUGUCCGAUCCAGCAUGUCUCCAAAGAUCUUGAAGACAGAAGGAACAUCGAGUCCGGCCGAUAUCACGCUCAGGAUACGACCACAUAUCUUCAGGGAAUGCUCCAGGACUGUGGAUGAUGUUGGGAGGGACUCGGGUCCACCAAAUAUGCCACCUAUGGCAGCUUGCAUCUACCUUCAGGGUACCGCACUGUGUCAAGACUCGCCACUGGUCAUAGCAAGGCGUCGGGAGCUGAUGGCAGACAAUGGAUGGCAAGAGUGA
Molecule: messenger RNA, 3189 nt
Organism: Fonsecaea pedrosoi CBS 271.37
Lineage: Eukaryota; Fungi; Ascomycota; Eurotiomycetes; Chaetothyriales; Herpotrichiellaceae
Exons: 2
Coding region: 1-3189 (1062 amino acids)
Biological process (GO): cytoplasmic microtubule organization; cytoskeleton-dependent intracellular transport
Cellular component (GO): cytoplasm; centrosome
Molecular function (GO): microtubule binding; dynein light intermediate chain binding
Source: RefSeq, a predicted model, not a curated record